AGCAAUAGGGAGAAGGAUCUUUUACUUGUUCCAUCAUCUUCGGGCGGCGUAUCGGUUAUUCAGUGGCCUCCUUUUCUUCUUGCUAGUAAGAUACCCAUAGCACUUAACAUGGCCAAAGAUUUCAAGGGGACCGAUAAGGAGCUAAUAAAAAAAAUCGAGCGUGAUAACUACAUGCUUUAUGCGGUGAUAGAAUGCUAUGAAAGCUUGAGAGACAUACUUACAGACCUUUUCACAGAUCAGCAUGAUAAGGAUCUUAUCAAAGGUAUAUGUAAACAUGUGGAAUCGAGCAGAGAGGAACAGAAACUUUUGAGCAACAUUCGAAUGAGUGAACUGCCUCAGCUCAGUAGUAGAUUGGAGAAACUACUAAAUCUUUUGAAAAGUGAGCAUGAAGAUCUGGAAUCUGUAAGGACACCAAUCAUCAAUGUACUGCAGGAUGUGAUGGAGAUCAUUACUCAGGAUGUUAUGGCUAACAAACCAGAAAUUUUGAAAGGAUUCCAAGGGGAAACAACGGAUAAUGAUGAAGAAAGAAAGCAAAAAUAUGAAAAUAUAGACCUGAAUUUAAUGGCCAAUUCAACUUGGAUGGAAAAGGUCGUUAGGCUUCAUUUACUGUUGACCGUCAAGGAAUCUGCAAUAAAUGUACCAACAAAUUUGGAUGCUCGACGUAGGAUGACUUUCUUUGCUAACUCCCUAUUUAUGAAAAUGCCAACUGCUCCUGAAGUUCAUGAGAUGAUGUCCUUCAGUGUUUUGACUCCAUAUUACAAAGAAGAGGUGCUCUAUUCAGAGGAUGAACUUAGAAGAAAGAACGAAGAUGGGAUAUCCACAUUAUUUUACCUACAAAAGAUAUAUCCCGAUGAGUGGAGUAACUUUCUUGAACGCAUAAAAUUUGUACCGAAAGAUGAAGAUUCACUGAAAGAAAAGAUGGAUGAUGUCCGUCAUUGGGUAUCUUACAGAGGCCAAACACUUGCUAGAACAGUGAGAGGGAUGAUGUACUAUAGAAAGGCCCUCGAGCUUCAAUGCUCCCUCGACAUGAAAAAGGAUUGGGUUAAUGCUGGUGGAUCUCAAGUAUCCUAUCAAGAACAGAUGGCUUAUGCUGCAAAGUCUGUAGCUAUUGCUGAUAUCAAGUUCACUUACGUUGUUUCAUGUCAGAUCUAUGGAGUGCAGAAAGCAUCGAAGGAACUUCAAGAAAAGUUGCGCUAUCAGAAUAUUCUCAAUCUCAUGAUAAAGUACCCAUCAUUGCGAGUUGCUUACAUAGAUGAGAAAGAAGAGAUGGUAGAUGGAAAAUCAGAGAAAAGCUACUAUUCAGUUCUUGUUAAAGGUGGUGACAAAUGGGACGAGGAAAUUUACCGCAUCAGGCUCCCUGGUAAACCGACUGCUAUAGGUGAGGGAAAGCCUGAAAAUCAAAAUCAUGCAAUAAUUUUCACCAGAGGAGAAGCGCUUCAAACAAUUGAUAUGAAUCAGGACAAUUACCUUGAAGAAGCAUUUAAAAUAAGGAAUGUUUUGGAGGAGUUCCACGCUAAAAAGCAUGGAACGCAUAAACCUACAAUAUUGGGUCUUCGUGAACAUAUUUUUACUGGAAGUGUUUCUUCUCUUGCCUGGUUCAUGUCGAACCAAGAGACCAGCUUUGUUACUAUCGGACAACGGGUUCUUGCUAACCCUCUAAGGGUUCGGUUCCACUAUGGUCACCCUGAUGUAUUUGAUAGAAUCUUCCAUAUUUCAAGGGGUGGCAUAAGUAAGGCUUCCAAAGUAAUCAAUCUUAGUGAGGAUAUUUUUGCAGGAUAUAACUCAACUAUGCGUGGAGGAAAAGUUACACAUCAUGAAUAUAUGCAAGUUGGAAAGGGACGUGAUGUCGGGAUGAACCAAAUUUCCCUCUUUGAGGCGAAAGUAGCUAGCGGGAAUGGUGAGCAAACACUAAGCCGUGAUGUUUAUCGGUUGGGGCGGAGGUUUGACUUUUACAGGAUGUUGUCGUUUUACUUCACCACAGUGGGCUUCUACUUCAGUAGCAUGUUGACCGUACUUACCGUAUACGUGUUCCUGUACGGAAGGCUAUACCUAGUCAUGAGUGGUCUAGAAAGAUCUAUUCUCGAGGACCCUCGUAUCCAAUCAAACCUCAAGCCCCUUGAGAACGCGCUCGCCUCGCAAUCUGUUUUCCAGAUCGGAUUACUCCUUGUCCUCCCCAUGGUCAUGGAAGUCGGUUUGGAAAAAGGGUUUCGCACGGCCAUAGGUGAGUUCAUAAUCAUGCAGCUUGAAUUGGCCGCGGUCUUCUUCACUUUCCAGCUCGGGAGCAAAGUCCACUACUAUGGGCAAACUAUACUCCAUGGCGGAGCAAAGUAUAGAGCAACCGGCCGCGGGUUUGUUGUAGUGCAUGCGAAAUUUGCAGAAAAUUACCGUCUCUACUCCCGAAGCCACUUUGUCAAAGGAUUGGAGCUGAUGAUACUUCUAAUCGUCUACCUAGUCUACGGGAAGUCCUACCGGAGCUCAAAUCUAUAUCUAUUUGUCACGUACACCAUGUGGUUCUUGGUCGCCUCGUGGCUUUUCGCGCCUUUUUUGUUUAAUCCUUCAGGGUUUGAGUGGGAGAAGACAGUAAACGAUUGGGUGGAUUGGAAGAAGUGGAUGGGGAACAGGGGCGGUAUAGGCAUCGCGGUGGAAAGCAGUUGGGAAUCGUGGUGGGAGGGUGAGCAGGGGCAUUUGAGAUCCAUGAGUGCAAGGGGACUAUUGUUAGAGAUUAUCCUGGACCUCCGUUUCUUGAUUUACCAGUAUGGGAUUGUUUACCACCUCCAUAUAGCGCACCAUAGUCGAAGUAUUCUGGUCUAUGCACUUUCAUGGCUGGUUAUGUUGACUGUUCUGGUUGUUUUAAAGUUGGUUUCAAUGGGAAGGCGGAGAUUUGGUACGGAGUUCCAGCUUAUGUUCCGGAUCCUCAAGGCCCUUCUGUUCCUAGGGUUUGUCUCUGUAAUGACCGUACUAUUCGUCGUCUGUGGCCUCACAAUUGGCGAUGUCUUUGCUAGUAUCUUGGGUUUCAUGCCGACUGGUUGGGCUUUUCUCCUGGUAAGUUCGUACCUCUGUUGCUACCCCCUAACUAGGGGAAAAAAAAGAGAAAGGAAAGGGAAAAAAAAAUAUUAACUUAGACUCCGAACCUUUUCACGCAUACAGUUCAACUCCUAAACUUACUCUCAUGUACUCGGAUUCGCUUCCCAACUGCUAAAUAUAAUUUGACAACCCGCGCCCCGCG
Ananas comosus (pineapple) is the source of this 3226-nucleotide messenger RNA. RefSeq names its product callose synthase 7-like. Gene Ontology annotation, cellular component: plasma membrane; 1,3-beta-D-glucan synthase complex. NCBI's taxonomy places the organism in Eukaryota, Viridiplantae, Streptophyta, Magnoliopsida, Poales, Bromeliaceae. The record is from RefSeq and is a predicted model, not a curated record. Gene Ontology annotation, molecular function: 1,3-beta-D-glucan synthase activity. The transcript is spliced from 20 exons. Gene Ontology annotation, biological process: (1->3)-beta-D-glucan biosynthetic process. The annotation marks the transcript as partial.